AUGCGAGGAGGCUCCAGCAGAGGGCGCCAUGCAGGUCUUGAAUUCACCUCCUCAUGUGUCCACAGGGAUCGCAUGGACCCGUUUUUCUACAAGUUCCAGUUCAAGAACGUGGAGUACUCCUCCGGCCGGAACAAAACCUUCUUGUGUUACAUGGUGGACCAGGGGCCCGGCUCCGGAGGGCUCCUCAGGGGCUUCAUCGAGGACGAGCACGCGAGCGGCCACGCCGAGGAGGCCUUCUUCCAGCAGGUCCUGCCCAACUACGACCCCGCCCUCAAAUACACCAUCACCUGGUACAUGUCGUCCAGCCCGUGCGCCGCCUGCGCCGCGAAGCUGGCCGAGAUCCUGAAGGCCAGGAAGAGCCUCCAUCUGUCCAUCUACUCCGCGCGGCUCUUCGAGUGGGAGGAGCCUGAGAUCCAGGCGGGGCUAAAGGCGCUGGCGGCCGCCGGCUGCAAACUGCGCGUGAUGAAGCCGCUGGAUUUCACCUACACCUGGAACACUUUCGUGGAGAACGACGAGCAGACGUUCACGCUUUGGGAGGACUGCCAGGAGAACUACGAGUACUACCAAGACAAACUGGCCGACAUCCUGCAGUGAUGUAAGA
Messenger RNA from Sinocyclocheilus rhinocerous, 601 nucleotides. RefSeq names its product C->U-editing enzyme APOBEC-2-like. The transcript has a single exon. Bases 1 to 594 code for a protein of 197 amino acids. Gene Ontology annotation, molecular function: RNA binding; cytidine deaminase activity. Gene Ontology annotation, cellular component: cytoplasm; nucleus. Lineage: Eukaryota; Metazoa; Chordata; Actinopteri; Cypriniformes; Cyprinidae. Gene Ontology annotation, biological process: cytidine to uridine editing. The record is from RefSeq and is a predicted model, not a curated record.